Messenger RNA from Orbilia oligospora ATCC 24927, 2514 nucleotides. RefSeq lists its product as uncharacterized. The record is from RefSeq and is a predicted model, not a curated record. The transcript has 2 exons. Gene Ontology annotation, molecular function: protein binding. Lineage: Eukaryota; Fungi; Ascomycota; Orbiliomycetes; Orbiliales; Orbiliaceae. Bases 1 to 2514 code for a protein of 837 amino acids.
AUGUUCAGGAAGGCGCUCCGAAAACUGCAUCUACCAACUGCCAAUGGCAUUGAUGACAGGGUAGUAUCGGUAGAUGAUCAUCAUAUACAUGCCCUCCCUUUCGAUGGUCAAAGAUACCGAUCUGGCGGUUCGACGGAGAGCUUUCAUGUGUCGCAGAGUGAUGCAUAUGAACCUCCAUUUUUUAAACUUUCAUUCGAUGUUCUUGAGAUAGUCCUGAAAUACCUCUCCUUCCGGGAUCGAAUAGCUCUUUCCCUUACGACCAAGGGUCUUCGUCAUCUGGAUCCCCAACAAAUUUAUGCGAACUCGUCUACCCCCAUAACCAGCCCUCGCAAUCUGCUGGGGGCGGCGGAGCGCAUAUCUCGACAGCUCCUUCCUCUUCGUCCGGAAUUCAAAUUCCGCGAAAAAAUUUCGAGUGCUGGGGCCGGGAGGCUAGCACAAGAUGGGGUAUUCAGAUGCCCAUAUUGUUUCCAUGAGCUCUGCCCACCAACAUGCGGGACAGCUCUUUUUUUAGACCAUGCCACCGGCAUAUUCUAUCCACGAUCUCUAUUUCCUAUUGAGACUGCCGAGUUUUACUAUUCAGUAUCUCGUUGCGAAUUUCGUCCGAAGGCAGAGAUGGAAAGAGAUAACCCUGAACCGCAGGGGGCCUUUUAUUCAACAAUUUGGUGCCAGCACCAUCGUUGUCCACGAGAUAUAUUGCUUAACCAAAAGAAGAAUUAUAACAAAAAGUAUGGUAGUGGCUUUGCUCGUUUCUGUUUUGAGUAUGAGGAUAUGAAACGAUGGCAGGCACUACGGGCUAGCCGACAGCCAUUGGCGACAUCUGCGCGUGUUAGGUGGUUAGUUGGACACCGAAAACAGUAUCCACUGUACUUAAUCGCUGCUGCGGCCGGUCUCAAAGCUACAAAUCGGAAAGAGCGUUUAACGUGGGGCGCGAACCGCCCCACGGAGUUGGAGAAACAUUGCUGGAUGGAGCCGGUGUAUGAAAAAUUCUUUUAUGAAACGGUAUGCAGACACUGCUUAUUGCCACUCGCCUACCCUGUCGCAACGGGUUGGAGGGAGCGAUACAAGAAAUGGUUCGGCGAAACCUGCCGUUGCGAAGCCCGCAUGCCGGGCGGAUGCAGAAGGUGUGGGGUGGUCAGUGUUAAAUUUACCAUGGUUGAGGUGUUCGAUACCUUCCUGCAAAUAUAUUCUGGGACGAAGGGGCUUGUGAAGCGAAGGAGUUACUGGUUGUUUCUCGCUAAAGAAUGCGAGAUAGCGAACUACUUUUCCGGCCAGAACAAAUCUCGACUGAAGUGCGUCUACCCUCUUGAAGCGGAAAGACGUUUAAACAUCGUUCGAGGGGUCGAGGUUGCACUGAUCGCGCGGCCAAGAAUCGGACUGCAAGAUCUGCCGUAUCAGACCAUCCUAUGGAUCAUGACACUGCACAAUCGAACUAAUGAUUUCCAUACGAGCGGGUACAAUGAAAUGGUUCAAUCGAGUUAUAUAUUUCUGAAGACUUGGUAUGGAAGCAGUGCGGCUGUGAUGGCGCGCGACACUAUGGACAUGUCGGCGUGGCGGGACCGCAUUAAUAUGUGUUGGCCUGAGGCCAGACCAGUGAAUGAGGGUGACACGGUCGAAGUCAAGUACGGCCCGACGUUACACCGAGACAAAUUUAAGCAUAACCUUUCGGAUAUCCUCGAUUUGACGAAACUUACCAAAAUCAAUUUAACGUUAUAUCUCCGCAAUCGAAUACUCUCGUCGGACGACCAGGAAGCUCUGUGGGAUAGCGGCGAGGAAUGGGAGGACAACCAACCAGGAAACCGAAGCCCCCAACAGCGAUUUGCAGAUUACGAUGUCAUCGGCGAUAGUGACACGGGGAAUAUUCGAGAACAAGCGAAACUAUUAUCUGGCCUCCUUUUUUCAACUCCGAACCUCGUCCAUUUAUGUUUAGCCACAAAUAGCAGUCGCUACGAACCCGUCGAACUAUACAAUUUUGCCAAGGCGCUAAAGGCUCUCCAACGGACUGUCCUUGCGCUCCGAAAACUCAGAGUCAUGGAACUCCACGGCCUGAUAUUCCAUCCCUGUUUCUUCCUACACCCCCCGGAGAGCGUCAGAGUUUUUAGAAUCGAAAGUGGGGGUACGGGAAAUGUAUCCGCUGCGUGGUGGAAGAAAUUCGCCGCUUGCCCCUUCACGAAUGUUGAGGAAAUGACACUAAAUACCCAACAUAUGGCCCUCGGCAACUGGACAUCCAGCGACGACGAAGAAGAACAGCAGAAUGACAUCAAAUUUUGGAUAUUCGGAGUAGGCGAUGUUAGAAUGGAGAAUUUGAGAAAGUUUAGGGCACCGCUUUUAGAAACAUUGCAAAUAUCUCAUGGACCUUUGGAUCUAUUGGAGUGCGUUCUCAAAAAGAAUCCGAAGUUAGACGAGGAUUCGGUUAAACGGUUAUCUGCGGCGUGUAUGCUUGAUAAAGCUUAUCAAAUGGAAACGGCGGACCUGAUGGACGAAAAUGUAUACUGCGAUCAAAACCAGGUUUGCUGA